Lathyrus oleraceus (garden pea) is the source of this 596-nucleotide messenger RNA. Its product is annotated as 10 kDa chaperonin, mitochondrial. Gene Ontology annotation, cellular component: mitochondrion. Gene Ontology annotation, molecular function: protein folding chaperone; protein-folding chaperone binding; ATP binding. The coding region runs from base 153 to 446 and encodes 97 amino acids. The record is from RefSeq and is a predicted model, not a curated record. Lineage: Eukaryota; Viridiplantae; Streptophyta; Magnoliopsida; Fabales; Fabaceae. The transcript is spliced from 3 exons.
UCACAUUAGAGCCCAUGUUAGUAGGGUUUUGCCAAACUAGAUCCUAGAACCUUCUCUUCAGAUCUAGAACCACGGCUUCUUCUAUUGUUAAAACCCUAAUAUUUCUCAGAAUCUUAUUUGCAGUAAAACCCUAAUCUUCGAACUCCAACACAAUGGCAAAGCGUUUGAUUCCAACCUUCAACCGCAUCCUCGUCGAGAAAAUCGUCCCUCCUUCCAAAACCUCCGCCGGAAUUCUCCUCCCGGAGAAAACCUCCCAGCUUAAUUCGGGAAAGGUUGUUGCUGUUGGACCUGGAUCCAGAGACAGAUCGGGAAAUUUGAUUCCGCUGUCUGUCAAGGAAGGUGACCACGUUCUCUUGCCGGAGUACGGUGGCUCUCAAAUUAAGCUUGAUGACAAAGAGUUCCAUUUGUUUAGGGACGAGGACAUUUUGGGUAUUCUGCAUGAUUGAUUGAGUAGGGUUUGUGUUCUUCAGGAAAUGUUAGUUUUGGUUAAACUUUCAAAUAACUUAAAUCUGAUAUCCAGUGUAAUUUGGUUCAAACAUUUGAGAGGAUUAUCUAUGUUGUAUCCUGAAAACGGCAAUGAUGAUAGUGUUUUUUUA